This is a messenger RNA of Giardia duodenalis, 4503 nucleotides long. RefSeq lists its product as uncharacterized. The transcript has a single exon. The record is from RefSeq and is a predicted model, not a curated record. NCBI's taxonomy places the organism in Eukaryota, Fornicata, Diplomonadida, Hexamitidae. The coding region runs from base 1 to 4503 and encodes 1500 amino acids.
AUGUUUGCUCACUACAUCAAUGUCAAGCAGGAUGAGGUGGUGCUGCAUAUUCAUAAACCUCCAAUGAAACAUCCUAAGCAGGCAGUGCGGCUGUCUCAGGGCCUUAAGCAGCUUGGGAAGCGGGCUUGUUCUCUCCAGCAACGAGACCCUUGUAGCAAUCUGCGAACCAUUAAUAGAACUAGAUUGCGUAGUAAUAGUCAACCACAAAAUUAUGCAGACGUAUCUUGUCAAGUUGUUCGGCCCGCGUUUCGAGAGCUCGUUAAUGGCUAUAGUGGCCAACUGUAUUUUGGAUCCACAGUUCAGUAUGGUAGACAGCUGCGAGACUUGGGUGCAGAGCCAGUUUCAGAUCAACAUGGCGAUUUUCAUAUGGUCAAAGAUGCGUCCCCACAGUUCAGGCACAAGAAGCAUCUCACAAAUAAAAUAGGGCAUCUAGUUUCAGGAGCUGAGUAUGAUGAAAUUUUACGUGAUAUUGGAGGGAUUAAUAACAUUUUUCAACUUGACGAGCAAACAAAAUCUACAAUGGCGUCAAUUUCACUUAAUAUCAAAAGGAACGCCGUGAUCGACGGCGCAUUAUCUUCUCUGCUUAACGCCAGCAGCGCAGACGCUCUCCGUGCCGAGCUCUUUCAGAUUAAGGUCAGAUGGCCUAUGCAUAUUAGGUCUCUUUAUGCCAGCACGCAGAGCACAGACAUCGAUGUAGUACUUAAGAGUAUUAACGAUCUCCUUAAGCUGUUAUCGUAUGCAACGGCUACAAUCCUGGACAGAGACCAGCUAAUUUACUUCGCAGAGGCUGUGAUAGGGAUGGUUGACCUGCGCAUCCUCCUGUUGGCUCUAAUUAAUUUACUUAGUAAUGCCAACUAUACCAUUCUAGUCCUCUCCUACAUUACGCGGUUAUUCAACGCAGACAUAAGAUCUAGAACUCUCAUAGAGGUGUAUCCCUUACUCCGAGAGGUUACCCGAAGCUUUGUGGUCCCUCUCUUUGCAAAGCUAGCUGCACUCCUAUCGACAGAAGCCGUAUUUGAUCAUACCAUACGUGGACGGCAAUAUGUCAUCCUCCUCGUCAGAUAUCUAUACACAAUGGUGGGCCUAGGAGUCAUAUCCUUGGAAGAAUCACAGUUGUUAGAAAAGGCAGAUUCUUACAACACACGUGAAUGGUCUGUUUUGGCGCGAAAUCUGGGUAUAUCUCAAAAGCCCGGGAGCAUAGUGCUUCAGAGAGGGAUACAAGUACUACGUAACACAUAUGUUGGUCCUGUUAUCAGCGGUUGCGUGGCAGACAUACCUUCUGAAACCGAUUUAGCUGGAGAGACGAAUGAAGCUAGUCCUAAAUCUGCUGUAGAUGACAAGCAUUCCAUAAAGCAAGCGAACACUGAUCAUCCUUUAACGUACAGGGAUCUGCACGCAAAACUAAAUCCUCAACUUGAUAGAUCAAAAGUACAGCCUUUGAAAAAGCCGCUUCAUUAUGUUAAAAGUUAUACUAUCUCUGUGGGUGUCAAACAGAAUAACGCAACUAAUUUGUAUUUUGUUGUAUGGCGCCAACCCCAAAACAAAACACUGUCUAAUAAAGAUCUAUUUAUGAAGCUGUCAUCGCACAUAAAACUAUGUCGCCAUAAAUUGGUAGGAGACUCGCAGCAAGCUAUGGAAACAGAUUCUACUUCAGAACCAGCAGUGGAAAAAUCUCCCCCCGCUGUAUCUUCCUCAGCUCUUAUGCCCAUCGUGUCCUCCCUGGAUGCUGCCACAGAGAAAACCACACGUAUGGCUCUUCCCCUUCCAAGUCCCAACUUAUCACCUUUAUUAUCAUCAUCGAAAUCACCGCCACCGCCACCGCCGCCACUAUCACAGCCGCAACAAUUCGACAAAAAGGAAAACAGGACACAGCGAUUGCCAACAAGACUUGCUCAAGCUGCUGCUGCAGAGCAGUGUGAUCAUUCCUUUUCAAGCACAAUGUCAUCCACAGACAAGCAAGACCUACGUGACAGAUAUGCCCUUUCCAGCCCAACCAGCAGCACCCAACACGCCUCCUCAAAGGCAGAAGAGCUUCGCUUGGAGCAUCUAAAAGCAACUGGAACGACUCCUCACACAUCUAGCGACUCUGGAGGACACAAUGACCCGCACAUAACGAGACUACGCACUCAUGCCAACUUACGUGGACUCCACAACCUAGUCAGUGACGAUGACCUUAUGCGCAUUUGCCGUGCUGAUUUGGCGGAUACAAACUUGGAGCUACUCACUAACGUGGAUGUUGGAUCUCCACGAACUGUCCCUCAUAUACUGAUACGCUACAAUCUCCUCCGUGACAGAAGCAAUCCCAUACGACGGAUUCCCUUUAGAGAGUUAAUGAACAACCAUGCAACAAUACUUGCAAGGCCCCAAGGUAAAGCAGAUGGCUCUGUGAGAUCCAUAAGUACACCGGUACAGACAAGAAGUAGUGCAGUAGGAGGAAAUGGUAUCUGUCCAGCAAAGAGUGGAGUGCCGUCAGCCAACCUAGAUAUAGUGCAGCUUAACGAGGUAGUCGCCCAACACAUCGUUGAUAUUUCCUUGAGUGAGGUUCGCCAGCGCUUUUCUAAACACUCACUUUGUGGAACUCCAAUUUACACGUCAAGGGACAUUUCAGAUAAAAAAGGAGGACGUGUAGAGCACGAUUUUUGCAUUAACUUGUCACGGAGCACAACCAACUCAAGUUGGAGACCACCAGGUCUUGAGAAAUCCGAUCAAACGGCCUGUGCUAACUUAGUAAGCAGCAUGACCACAAAACUAUCAGAUCUCCAUUUAAAGCUAAAUGCUGCAGAGGGUGAUAUCCAUUCUAUUCAAACAAGCACAUCUAAAUCAAUCAAUCUGCGUAAGAGCAUGGCUACAAAAUCGACCACUAAUCUCCGAAAGCAAGUGUUUCAACGGUCUAAGCAGCACGUCCCGUCGUUGGCAGAAGUAGAAGCCCCUCCAAAGGACCCCGUCGAGUACUUCCCCGUGCAGAUUGAAAAACUUCCAUCAAAAGGUACGAUCCAAGUUUCAUUUGACACUUGGGGGAACAGUGAUCCAGUCUUUUAUAUGCUGCUGGCAUGCGAUGCUAACAACGAUGUGUCUCAAAACCCAGCCGUCAAAGCAUCCGGAACUGAAAGAAUUGGCCCAAUACAGACGAUUUCUACAAUAGAACUGACAGAUCUAUUGAUCAUGCGGAGAGACAAAUCCCAUCCUGCUCCCGAUCCCCAAUUCAGAGCACCAAAAUCAGUUCAGCGUAAUUGUCUUCGUGGAAGAAUGGCCUCCAACAUGCUCCAACCACUAGAAUCAGGACCAGAGUUACUGGCGUCACAUGCAGACAGCUCUGAUAUGUACAAGAGUGUGCAUGACGAUCCAUCUAUGAUAGAUUUAGAAUUACUUGAGAGUGAGCUACUACAAUACUUGAAAUACGUUACACGUCAAUCAGGGGAUGACAUCAAUCUUGCGCUACAGAAGGUAGCACAGUCGGGUAGAAAGGCAAAUCACAUGAGCUAUGCAUUCUUUGAACAGGCUGGUAAGACAGGUAAUCAGAAACCGUUUGAUUUGAAGGAGCACUUAAUUAAGGCAAGAGCAGCAAAUUAUGAAUUAUCCAAAAUAGAGAAAACUGCCUCAGAACUGGACAUCAUUGUUGGAGGCCGUUCGGUAACUAGGCGCCACCUGGUGAGAGGCUCAGAUGGCCUAAUGAGGCCAAUCCCACAUUCUGACGAUAUUCUAGUAUAUUAUGCGAACAAAGCUAUGGCUAAACUCAGUACUCGGACGCCAUUUGUAGAGACGUCCGAUCAAAAGGAAGUCAGUGAAGUAGAUGCUGUUGAAGACGACGUAGACUAUACCUACGAAGAUAGAGAGUAUUCACUAGAAGAGGCCGAGGACGGGAGCGUGCGUCGACACUACAGGAGGUUUGACCAGGAGACUGGCGACUUAAUAUGCUACAUCUCGGAGUCAGAUCAUGGAGAUGAAGAUGCUGGCCAAUACUAUCAAGACUCCAACGGAAGGGCACGCGUGGUCAUCAAAGUUAAAUACAAAAGAAAAAGGCAGGAAGGUCACGCAGAUGCAAACAAGAGUACAGCCCCUAGUACAAGGAACUCUAUUGUCUGCUCUGCUCGCGGAUCUGCCGACAGCUCAUCGGAGUUCAAUAUGGUGCGAUUUUUGGAGGCUCAGAGCGGUGGCGCAAGCAGAAUUUUUGGACAAAGUAUCUUCGGAUUGUCCCAGGCAAUAUGCGAUGAGAUCAUUAAAAUGGCACUUAAAGAAUACCACAAACCGAAGAGGGUGGCAGAUUUAGCGGAAAACAUCUUCACUAGCUUAGUGAACAUCGCUAGUGCUACGGACGAGCAAAGCAUUCAAGGUGCACAGGAUUCCCAUGAUGCCUUAUGUGCCGAUCUUGCGCUGUAUCACGGGCUAUCCCCAGCCGGUGAUACAGAAAAUACCCUAAGGUACUUUGGACUUUCACCCGCGGAAGCCCGUAGAGUUUCUCACGGACUUGUCAAAGAGGUUUUUUCUAGCUCUUCCACUUCCUAG